Messenger RNA from Nannochloropsis gaditana CCMP526, 1190 nucleotides. RefSeq names its product trna pseudouridine synthase a. The record is from RefSeq and is a predicted model, not a curated record. The transcript has a single exon. Gene Ontology annotation, biological process: tRNA pseudouridine synthesis. Gene Ontology annotation, molecular function: pseudouridine synthase activity; RNA binding. The annotation marks the transcript as partial.
UGGUCGCAGACGUCCGGCUCUGGAACGUGUCGCACGCCCCUCCUCCCCGAGAGAAAAACCUGGCGGUCCAAGGAGAUUGGCACGCUAUGUACAACAGCCGUUCAAAGCUCUACACUUAUCGGUUCUCCACCCGUGCUGUGGCUGACCCGCUGCACCGGAAUUACUGUUGCGCUGUCCCCCGUGGCGAGGCGCUAGACCUACACAAAUUGGCUGAGUUGACCAGCAUUUUCGAGGGAAAGCAUGAUUAUCAGAAUUUCGCUAAUCGCUUGCAACACAAGCGGCGAAUGAGCAAAAAGGGGGAAGAAUUUUCAACCGUAAGACACGUGCGGUCCGUGGAGCUAGUUUCGGAGGCGCCAGAGGAAUACGCGAUCCACGUGCUUUUGGAUGGAGCACUGCAACGUAUGGUCAGGAAUAUGGUGGGAGGACUUUGGGCCGUGGCACGGGGAGACAUGAGUGAAGCGGAGCUGCGAAGGGCAUUGGACGGGCCUUUGUAUGCUAAGGGAAGGAGCCCGAUCAGAGCAGCACCGGCGCACGGAUUGACGUUGGAAUGGGUUUACUACGACGAUUUCUGAGGUGAUCACGGCGAUAAAAGAGAUUCACUCAAGGGUUUAUGCGAUAAAAUUGGACAUUUAUGAGGGCAUGGAUCGCUGGUGGGAUGGGUGCUCCUUGAGGGGCGCAGAAGGGUGACGUCGGGAGGCGGACGAUGGAAUGUUCGAAAGGAUCUACGGCUUAUUCUGGUAGACGGACCUUGCCGGACUAAACCUAGAAUACAACGGUGGCAUGCCAAACUAUGGAGUGGGAAGGCAUGUCCUCGCUGCAUGGGCUACCUGCCCGACCAAUUCUCGACAGACGCCUGUCGUCGCCGUCCAAGGACACGCCUUGCAUGCCAUUCGUCUCACCACCACAACACGUACACCGGCCUCAAGGGCGAUAGCCCCCUCAAUAAUAUAGAACGAUCAUAUCUUCCUGUAAGGCGCGGGACUCAGAUACCCUCACGAGAUCACUGCCAGCGCAUUCCCCUGCCGCAAGCUCUCGCAUAGUAGUUUCCCCGUGCUCGGAUCUACAAGGGCAUCGCUUCUAUAGCGUUACAAACGUUGAAUGUGUGACAUGCCCUAAACACUUGGUCUGAAAGAACUGCCCAUGGAUCCUUAUAGAUAAAUUAAUUGACACUUGGUCUGAAAGAACUGCCC